Messenger RNA from Eriocheir sinensis (Chinese mitten crab), 5500 nucleotides. RefSeq names its product cysteine protease ATG4B-like (gene Atg4a). NCBI's taxonomy places the organism in Eukaryota, Metazoa, Arthropoda, Malacostraca, Decapoda, Varunidae. Gene Ontology annotation, molecular function: protein-phosphatidylethanolamide deconjugating activity. The transcript is spliced from 11 exons. The record is from RefSeq and is a predicted model, not a curated record. Bases 868 to 2112 code for a protein of 414 amino acids.
GCCUGGAGUGUAGGCGAGGGGUGGGUGUGGCCCAGAUACAUAUGUAGUGAAGAUUUUCAACUAUCACUUGCUGGUCAGGGCUUGUUCGCCUCUUGUUUUGUCAGGGGUGUUAAGGGGGACAGAACUCCCUGUGGAUGUGUUAUGAAUAUUUAUUUAUCUGUUUUACAGUGACCCUAAAAGAUGGUCUCACCUAAAUGGGUGACAGCUACACCCAUUCAGGUCACAGAGACAGGCUUAUUAGGACAGUAAUUUUUCUGAGGGGAGCUCUGCUCCCUUCCCCUCAGCUAAACAAAAUACUGUGGAGCAUAUUAUUUUAUAUUAAAAAAACAAUACAUGGGUGUUACCAUGGAGCCCAUUACUGAUUGAAAGUCUCAAAAUACCUCACUGAAUUAUCAUGUUUACUGGUUGCUCAUCUACCAAACACAGUGUUCAUCAUAAAUUAUGUCAUAUGCAAGUCAUAUUUAUUAAAUUAUGUGAGCAGGACAUCUCAGAAAUAGUAAACAAUGACAUAUUAGUAGCUUUUAUGCAUUUUCUACAACUCACAUUACCAUCUUGUUAUAAUAGGAUUACAUGUUAUUUAAGGUAUCACAUAAGGGGCAGUGGAUGUAAGUGCUCUAUGUAUAAUUUAUCUUUCAGUUACAGGGAGGAUCUUUGAUUGAAUAAGAAUGUGGCACUCUAUUGACCGAGUGUUUUUUUUAUAUGGAGUUGGUAAUUGGGAGGGAUUCGGGUGUUCCAUGUAUGUCUUGAGAUGAAGAGGUGAUCCCCAAACAAACAAAAAAAAAGAAGAAAAAAAAAAAGUUUCAGGAAAUCUAGAAUCCCUUUGCCUUUCUGUUUUAGCGUGUGCCUGAACCAUGAGUGGUGUGACCCAUGAACCAAGCCUUGAAACACUAUAGAAGUAUGAUUGAGAGAUGGAUCCCUAGAGUUCCAUACAGCUGGCGCAGAUACCUCCUUUGGAUCAUACACGCCCUCGAACCUUACCUUUCUAUAAUAUUUGGGCGGCUGCAUUACCUGUUUGAGAUGAUAGCGUGCAUGGCCUAUGAGGGGGCGCUGAGUGAGCCCGAAGACUUCCCCAAAUCAGAUGAACCUGUGUGGAUCCUUGGGAAGCAAUACUCAACCCAGAAGAACUUGGAGGCCCUUCGGAGCGACGUACAGUCUCGGAUAUGGCUGACGUACCGGAGGAACUUCCCACCCAUCGGGGACUCCGGCUACACCUCGGACAAGGGCUGGGGCUGCAUGCUGCGUUGCGGACAGAUGGUUCUGGCUGAGGCGCUGAUCAGGAGGCAUCUUGGCCGGGAGUGGGUGUGGGGGACGGAUGCCAAGGACGACACAUACCUGAGGGUGCUGCGUAUGUUCGAGGACCACAAUCUGGCCACCUUCUCCCUGCACAUCAUCUCCCAGCUCGGGGUGGACGAGGGGAAGCCCAUUGGAGAGUGGUACGGCCCCAACACUGUCGCCCAAGUGCUCAGGAAGCUGACGCCCUUUGACGAGUGGAACAACUUCAGCGUCAACGUGGCCAUGGACAACAUAGUGAUCAUGGACGAGAUUAGGUGCAGUUGCCAGGGGGAGGGCGACCGCAUGUGGCGCCCACUCCUCCUCUUCAUUCCGCUGCGCCUCGGACUCGCCGAGAUGAACCCUCUCUACUUCUCAGGCAUCAAGAAAUACUUCAAAAUGCCUCAGUCGCUGGGGCUCAUAGGAGGGAAGCCCAACCAUGCCUCGUACUUCAUUGGCUUCAUGGGUGACGAGGUGGUGUACCUUGACCCACACACGACCCAGGAUGCCGGGACGGUGGGGCGCAAGGAAUCAGAGGAGGAGCUGGAGAUGGACAGGUCACACCACUGUUCCUUUGCCCAGCGGAUGCCUCUGGAAUACCUCGACCCCUCCCUCGCCCUGUGUUUUUAUUGCGGCACCGAGAAGGAGUUUGACGACCUGUGUAACCGCAUGCGCCAAGAGCUGAUAGACUCGGAGAAGACGCCCCUCUUCGAGCUGGUCCCCACUCGGCCACCCUACAUGCGAGACGACGCCACAGCCGGUGGGGCCACGGGCAUCAGCAUGGACUUGGAGGACCACCGCCUGGAUUCCGAGGACGACGAGGAGUUCGAGGUCCUGCAGUGAUGGUGCGCGGCGGAGAGGUCGUGAUAGUGCAUUCUCAGCCCCCUCACUGGUGGCGCUCUCCCCCUAGUACAGCGACGCCACAAUGUCACACCCCAAUCAACUAAUCAAUUUCCCCGUUCCCUUCUCCUAUAAUUCCUUCCCCUCCUGUCUCUCUCCGGCAUAUGACCACAGAUGUUGCGCCGACUAAACGGAACUUUCCAACUUUUCCCCGUCACACAGAGGCCCAGUCACGUCCUUCCGUUGUCCGACUCAUGAUAUUUUACGUCAUGUUCGUUUUUGCUUGACCGGUGGAAGGAGAGUUUUUAUAGAAUGGCCAUGACAGAAGUUUCUAUUUGUCUUGAUAAUCCACAGUACAGUUUUGCAUAUCUGAUUUUUCUCAUAGUAAAGUAAAUUCAAAGUUAGACAUGGACACUUCAUCCUCAGUCUCUAUUCACAUUACAUCAUUGCAUAUAUGGUUUUUAUUUCAUAUAGGUAAAUCCACAUGUUCUUACUCUUAUUUCUCAGCCUCUAUUCACAGUAUAUCAUUGCAUCUUCUGAUUUUAUCUCCUAACACAUUCCCACAUUUAAAUCUCUCAUCCUCUUCUAAUUACAGUACACUCUUCCGUAUCUCAUGUUCUCACCUCAUGGUUAAGUAAAUUCACAACUAGACUCGUUCCUACACUCACCUCUCAGCCUCUCUUCACAGUAUCACUUCAUCAUCUAAUUAGUGACUGGUAUAAAUAGAUUAACAAGACUCCCUAUCUGCUAUUUACACCACUAUCCACUAUUCAUCUACUAUUCACAAAGGGGUUCAAAGUCUGCUCAGAUAUGUAACCUGUUCUCUGUUCAUCACUCCCUGGCUGGAUGAUAACUGGGUACUGGAACUUGCAGAGGUGCCAGAUCAUCCCACCCAGUCUCUUAUAUUUCCUGAUUUCCGACCCCAAAACUGUCUCUUGCACCCCAAUAAUGUGAUUAAUUUAUAGUCAGCGUUAAAAUCGUUAAUUCCUGCUGUCUUCUGGUAAUUGUUUAGUGUCAAAAAACAGUAAAUACGAUACUUAUGAGUACAACAAUCUGGCAACGUUGAUUGGAAGGCAUGGAAGGGUGACAACAGAAAUUAGUAAUGCUGUUGACUGGUAAAAUGGAGUAGCAGUAGACACAUUCCACACACAGGCAGCACCACCCUCGGCCACUUGGGGAACAUUCAACUUUAGCUGUUCAGAGUCGAUGGUAAUUUGUCGUUCUUCACUUUCUCACCCAUGGUUAAUUCGUUACUGUGACUUAAAUGUUCAGCGAGUUUGAAAGAAUUUAGUACGAACCCAAACACGGCCAAGUGUCGAUGAUGAUGCCAAGUUUAUUAAAAGGACAUCAGGAGGCUAUUCAUGAAAGCAAUCAAGACUCACUCACUCACUACGAUGUUUUGAAUUAAGUGAAUCGAGGAGUGUUAUCAAGGCUAACAUCGUAAUUGUUGACGGCCCUCGCAGAGCGCUGUACUAGCAGUGGAGCGGGGUCUGAAGCCUCAUCAAUGGUAAACGGUAACGAUGAGUGCUUUUAAGAGGGGAAGUAUCAAGACACCUCUCUAAUUGAAUAUGAUUGUCUUAUAUGGCUACUUUAUUGUCUUUUUGGUGGGAGUAGCGAUAUAGCAGUCUUCUUAAUCCUUUUUUUAUUUUGUGGCCUUGAUCUGCCUCCUGUACUGUAAAAAAAGAACAUAGCACGAUAGCCUCUUUCGACAAUAUCUUCUGUCUUCUUUCGUGGGAGCUGCACAAUGGGAGUCUUUUUUUAAUCCCUUAUUUUCCUAUUGAGCUACUUCCUUUCCUAUAAAAAAGAGCAUCACACAAGAGCUCUCUAUGGUAAUUGGGUUAACUAAUAUGGCAUAAGGUCUGUUAAGUAUGUUAGAGACUCGAAAAGUUAAGAGAAAGAUGCAGCCAGUCGUUUCAUGUGGUCAAUCUUGCUGCUCCUUGAAUCCCUACAUUAUCAGAGGUCAUAAACACUGUCAUUCUGGUACUAGUGUUUCCGUUUUAGGGUCCCACAUUUAGCUCAUCACUGCUGCCAUUCACUGUGGGUAUCUCAUGACCUGCACCACAAGCCACCACCCACAUACACUUAAGUUGUUGUUGAGGGGACGUCAGCCACCAGUGAGCGAGUUCAGCACAACCUUGAGUGAAAAAGAAGAGAAUAAAUGUUUUGAUGUCAGCGUGUAUGUGAUGGGCUCCUCGGUACUUCAGGUUCCAAAUAUUUUUCUCAGAUGUUACGGUUACGAGGGAGUUCCGUCAGUGGGCUUUCUAUAUACUUGUUGUUGGUGAUUCAGUGUGUGUAUGUGUGGUAUGUCAUUGUGCGCCGUAUUAAAAGUCGAAUCCGAGAAUCUUCGGGUCCCUACAAAGUUCGGUUUAGGAAGGAGAGAAAGAGAGGGACGAAGGAAGGGAACAUACAUGAGAAGUUAGUGAAAGUGAAAGGAAUAGAGAAAGGAAGUAAGAGGGAAAUAUUGAUAAUAGAAACAAGAAUGAAAGGAAAUGCAAGUGGUAAAUAGUGAUGAGAAGAAGGAAAGGAAAGAGAUGGAAGAAAGGGUGAGAGGAAUAGGGAGGAAGGAGAGCGAGAGAGGGAAAGCGAGUAGGAGGAAAGGGAUGAAUGGGAAAGAAAAAUAAUAAAAUGAAAAGGGAAUGGGAAAAAGUGAAAUAUUCGUUAAAAAAAAGAGGGGAGAAAAUCGGGAGGGAGAUGCACAUGCUGAAAGACACGUGGAUCGAUAAAUAGAUAAAUAUAAUGAUGAAUAGAUAGUGAGGAAAAACAACUUGAGUGAGAGUAUUACAAGUUGAGUUCGAGAAGUUUCGGGUCACUACAAUGUUACUCAUCCUGAACUCUGUAAGGACCUGAAACUACUCUAAUUCGACUUGUAAUGUGGCCCCUAAAACAAAAUCUGUGUGGACCCGAAACUUCAUGGAUUCGACUUGUAACAUGGCCCUCAGUCCUAUGUCGUUAUCUUCCAAUUCACCGCCUCCUGUGUGGUUUCGAGGUGUCAUAGGCAGCCUAGAUACUUUAACGAGGCUCUUGGAGUUAUAGAAAUUGUUAUGCUUGCAGGCGUUUUAUAGAUUCCUAUUUCUGGCGACAGAGUGAUGCAACUGAGCAUGGAAAACAGCCUUCGUGUUGAGCCAUUGUUGUGCAAGGUAUGCAUGUGGGGGCGACACUGUGUUCUCUUUUAAGUGUACAUGCUUCUUGUUAAACACACACACACACACACACACACACACACACACAUAUACUCACACACCCACACGCACACAGCUUGUUUUAAUUACCGCAGCCACAGUUGUAUAUACUUUUGUACAAACUAUGUUGUCACUCACGUUUUAUCAUUUUGAAAAGUACGUAAAAAUUAUUUGUAACUUGCAAGUAGAUAUUUAAAAAGAAAAUGAUUCGA